AUGCUACGCAAUAGGGACCCCCGACUCAAGUUCGUCAAUGAUGGAGCCGCCAUCAAGAAUCCCUUCGCUGUGGACCGCAAGGUGCAGAUCAAUGUGCUUACCGAAAUGCUGUGUGAGUUGCUUUCCUGCUCUUUUCAUAAAUAUUCACUGGCCUACGUAUAG
Messenger RNA from Dibothriocephalus latus, 162 nucleotides. The record is from the annotation of a GenBank genome assembly. NCBI's taxonomy places the organism in Eukaryota, Metazoa, Platyhelminthes, Cestoda, Diphyllobothriidea, Diphyllobothriidae.